GUCUGGUUGGUAAUUUCGCCAUUUGUUUUCGUUGGCUGUGAACCUGUGAUGUGAUCGAGAUUGUUAUGAAAACUUGAUGAAUAAAAGUAAUUAGUGCGAUAUAGUAAUAAUUUCUGGUAAUUGAGCUAUUUUCGGGUCGAGUUUUAUAUGGUGGCAUUAAAACCAAUCGCGAUAUUACCCAUUACAUGUUACGCGAAAGUGAUACAAUCCUGCACUUUAAGCAAUUUCAUCACUUCAACAUCUGUUAAACUCUGGCGUUUGCCUCGAUGCCUGAAGAGCAAACACAAUUUAAUAAAUCGGUUAAAUCGUGUUCUGAAAUAUUAGUCCAUAAAAAGGUACCAUCUUGUGCGUCGACAUCUAGCGCGUCUGAAAAUUCAUUCUUCGUUCCAGAAGUAGAAUUCGCAUCUGUUUCUGGUAACGAUUCGGGUGUAGAUUCACCUAGAAAUUGCGAAAACCAACCACUUCUGGGCAGGAUGCCGUGCGAAAUGAUGUGUAAUAUGUUUCCUGAUGAUCCUGAGUUUUCAGAGAUUGUCAAACAAGCGGAAAUUGCCAUUGAUAAUGGCAUUUACCCUGAACGAAUUUAUCAAGGUUCGAGUGGAAGCUAUUUCGUUAAAAAUCCCUCUGGUAAAAUAAUAGGAGUUUUCAAACCGAAAAACGAAGAACCAUAUGGUCGUUUGAAUCCUAAAUGGACUAAAUGGAUGCAUAAAUUAUGUUGUCCGUGCUGUUUCGGACGAUCGUGUCUUAUACCGAAUCAAGGUUAUUUAUCAGAAGCUGGUGCUAGUCUCGUCGAUACGAAACUCGAUUUAAAUAUUGUUCCUAAAACGAAAGUGGUCAAGUUAGUCAGCGAAACGUUCAAUUACCCUAAGAUAGAUCGAGGAAAAACUAAAAUGAAACAACAUAUUAACGAGCAUUUUCCAAAACUGGGACGUCGUUUUAAUAGAUUAGGUUUAAAACCUAAAAUCGGUUCGUUUCAAUUAUUCGUCGAAGGAUUCAAAGACGCUGAGUAUUGGAUUAGACGUUUUGAAGUUCAACCUCUUUCGCAGCCGUUGCAAAAGAAAUUCCAACAAUAUUUCGAACGUUUAGUAGUCCUAGAUUACAUAAUUCGUAAUACCGAUCGAGGAAAUGAUAAUUGGUUGAUUAAAUACGUUCAACCUGAUGUUUCUCCUAUUGCCAGUUCUUCGUCGUUACAGGAAAACGAAUUGGAAAAUGUUUCUGACUGGAAUGUGAUCGAACGACCGGAUAUUCAAAUAGCUGCAAUAGAUAAUGGUUUAGCGUUCCCAUUCAAGCAUCCGGAUUCUUGGAGGGCUUAUCCUUAUCAUUGGGCUUGGCUGCCUUUAGCCAAGAUACCGUUUAGUGAGGAGAUACGUGCGCAUGUAUUACCAUUAUUAUCAGACAUGAACUUCGUUCAAGAGCUGUGUGAUGAUUUAUAUCAAUUAUUCAAGCAAGAUAAAGGCUUCGAUCGUCAUUUAUUUGAACGUCAAAUGAGCGUUAUGAGGGGACAAAUUCUAAAUUUAACUCAAGCUCUCAAAGAUGGCAGGAGUCCUUUGCAGCUUGUUCAAAUGCCUGCUGUCAUCGUCGAAAGAUCGAAAGGCCAUGUCGGUACAACAUCACGUUUUCCAUCAUUCAGCGACACAUUCACGCAGCGCUUCCAAUAUAAAAGCCCGGUAUUUUCGUGGUGUUGAUUUUGUAUUAUAUGUAAGGUUUCAGCAUCGUUAUACGAAUGAAAAUGAAUUACUUAUUUUAUAACGAAAUUGGUAGUUAAUCUAACUAUAAUAUCUCCGAUUCAGAGGGUUAUGUGAUGAACGACUUAUCGAUCGUUUCGUUUGUCUACCAUAAAAAUAUAUUCUACGUUUUGAAAAAAUUGCUAUCGAUUUAAAACUUCGUUCUUGAAUUGUUUUUCUUGUCAAGUACUAGUCAAAAUAUUUUAAGAGCGUGACAUCCUAAAAUUAAGAGUAUUCAUUACAUUUACAUUUUACCAUAAUGAGUUUUCUGUUGAAUUUCCUCUCUCUAUCUGUUUGUUAUUUCGUUUGUUUUUCUUUUUUUGCUUUUUUAUUUGAUAAUUUAUUUUUUUUAAAUGCUAGUUAUUCGGUGUAAUUAUUCCUAUACAUUCUGAUUGGGUCGCGAUGAGACUUUUUAGUGUGGUACCAGUGAACUUAUUAUUCACCUUGAUGAACUAGCACUUGUGAAAACUUUGGGUUAUUUCGAAUUAUUUUAUUAAAGAAAAUAAUAAUACGUAUCGAAUAGAAUUAUUCAUACAUGAAGGGAAAUGAUUCCAGAUUGUUCUGCAAAUAUUAUUAAUACGUCUUGUCUAUGUCUAUUAUACGGAUAAUUGUAAUGCGUGUGAAUGAGUACAGACUUCAUGCCAUAUAACCCUCAUUUUCAUUCAUAUUAUUUCAAAGUUUAUUUAUUUAUUGAUUUUGUUUUCAUUUAAAUUUAAAAUAAAUGUUUUACAAAAGUUGGGUCAAUUUAUGUUUUCUUAUCGAAUGUUGAUUUAAAUUACAUUCCCAUGUUGUUACCCUCGUACAUAUUGUAUCAUUGUUGUAUUUUAUCGAAAUUCCAAAUCAAAAAAUAAUUAGCAUUUGUAUUCAAAUCCCAAUGUAUUUCUGUUUCAUUUUUUUUUCGAGCACCAUUAUGCGCAUUUUUUGUUUCUUGAAUUUUGAUUUCUUGAUUUUUUUCCCUUUCGUGUACAUAAUAUGUGUAUAAUUGCACCGUGUAAUUCCUGUCGGGCUCUUGAAAAUAUUUUUGUAUUCCUGUAGUAACGUAAUUUAUGUCUUUCACACACUGUUUUAAUUUUUUUUUUCGAAUUUUAACCGACAUCAUAAGAAAGUAAUCGUGUACAAACGGUAGCUUUGUAUGUAAUUUGUAAUUAAUAUCGUUUUAUGUAUUUGUUAUAUAAUUUUAAAAUAAAUUCGAUGAGUUGAUACUCGAUUUUGAU
Molecule: messenger RNA, 2935 nt
Organism: Planococcus citri (citrus mealybug)
Lineage: Eukaryota; Metazoa; Arthropoda; Insecta; Hemiptera; Pseudococcidae
Gene: Pi4KIIalpha
Product: phosphatidylinositol 4-kinase II alpha
Exons: 8
Coding region: 267-1682 (471 amino acids)
Biological process (GO): phosphatidylinositol phosphate biosynthetic process; Golgi organization; endosome organization
Cellular component (GO): lysosomal membrane; trans-Golgi network; plasma membrane
Molecular function (GO): 1-phosphatidylinositol 4-kinase activity
Source: RefSeq, a predicted model, not a curated record